AAUAGGCUGUCUCGCUGGCAGCUGAUUGAGGCCUGCCGCCAGCAUUUCUGGAGACGUUGGUCAAAGGAGUAUUUGACUACGAUGCAGAGCAGGGCCAAGUGGCAGCACACAUCCGCCAAAGUUCCGGAAGUUGGUACAUUGGUGGUACUAAAGGACGACAAUCUACCGCCGUUACAGUGGCCGCUGGGGCGUAUUACUCAAUUACAUCCUGGAAACGACGGCCUGGUGCGUGUAGUGUCAGUGCGGCAUAAAGGUGGUGUAGUUAAACGUGCAAUUACGAAAGUGUGUGCGUUGCCAAUUGAUUAAUAUUAAUCAAUCCAUGGUCUAUAUUCCAGAAAUCUGAACAUUCCUAUUCAUUUCUACUUGUGUCUAUAAUUUGCUUGCUUUCUUUGCACUUUUGUUUAUGGGCCUGCCAAGUUGAGUGGGAAAAUUUGAGCCGAUUUAUCUAUACCACUUCAAUACACUUAUAGACCCAUAAGUCUGUCUUCGUUUCUAUAUCUCUCUCGUGUUAUCAUAUUGGGCGUACAUAAACCUAUCCUUAUGCUACAACUAAAUCUCAAGGCAGAUGGCUCUGCAGUCGCAAAAUUUCUGUCAACUUGUAACACAUUUGAAAAUUGAAAGAAAACAACUGCCGGACGCCAUCCGCCAUUACAGAUACCCCUACUUCUAACGGUGUUCUGACGUAUGUGUGACGCACGCACAGGUGUGACGCGCUGCGGCACAUGAGCAAUAACGGUAAUAAAUUUGCGCGAUUUUGAAUUUGAAAAAUUUAAGUGUGUGAGUGCGAAUACGUGUCGAACACCAACAAGAAGUAAAUACCUACCGAAAAUUAUUUGAAGGAACGCCAUGACGAGAAGGUAAAAAAUUUUAGCUUUUUAUUGCAAAUUUAAAUAAAACAAAUAAUGUAUUAUUGUUGCAGAUAUUGUAUUAUUUGUGGCAACAACACAGAAAAUGCGAAGGCACUGCAUUGUUUUCCUCGAUCGCUUGCUAGAUUACGUGAAUGGGGAGAAGCACUAAAAAUCGAGAAUAUAGAAAAAAAGUGAAAGCACACUGGAGAAUUUGCAGUGAAUACUUUUCCGCAAAUUUUUACGCUAACAAUUGGUCAGCAACUUUAAAUCGAAAUGCAGUACCUUCGCAAUACAUCCAAACUUCCGAGACUGAGAUCAUUGAAGAGAAUGUGCUGCAGCCACCAACUGUGACACCCCCAGUUCUUCCGGUCGAACCGUUAAUGGUUACAGAUGAAGACAUACAUUUUUCAACACCAAUUAAAGUUCCCUCCACUCAUCCUGUUCCAUCGACAUCAAAAGGAAGUGCUUCUCUGAUGUAUGAUACUUCUAUGCUCACUUCUUUGCAUGAAACGCCUACUUCUUCUUGUUCUUCUAUUAAUUUUCGUCAAAAUGCGACGAUUUUGUCUACUAACGAGUCCAAAGCACCAUCGACUAGUAGAUCUUUGUUUAAGAAAUGUGAUCUCAAUUUCUCGUGGAAAAGGUGUACUCCACGCGAAAAGAAAUUGAGAUCCAUACUUAAAUAAAGAUUUUGAUUUCUAGUUUCUGUUUUAUUAUUAAAUAAAAAUUAUUGUGAUAUCCUCGCAGUUUCAAUAAUUUUUAUUUAAUAUAAAGCAAGAGAAUUAGAAGAUUCCUUAUUUAUAAUAAUUGG
Messenger RNA from Zophobas morio, 1656 nucleotides. RefSeq lists its product as uncharacterized. The transcript is spliced from 4 exons. The record is from RefSeq and is a predicted model, not a curated record. Lineage: Eukaryota; Metazoa; Arthropoda; Insecta; Coleoptera; Tenebrionidae. Bases 1001 to 1531 code for a protein of 176 amino acids.